CGGCUAUACUUUUAGAAUAAUGAGAUGAGCGCAGAAACAGAAAGUGACUUUUAUCAGUCGGAGGAUGACCUGGAUGACGAUGAAGCCACUCAGUAUAUAAUUGAACAAAGUCUGAUUCAGUAUAGAAAACUCAAAGGACUCAAUCCAAGUGAUUUAAAACCCAGCAGAGACCCUGAUGAGAUUUUCAAAGCCAUCAGAGAGGGUGACGAGGUUGCACUCGGCAGACUAACGCUGCAACUGGAGACUCUGUCCAGAGUUGAUGAGCGAGGAUGGAUCCCCCUGCACGAGGCUGCGGUAAAAGAUAACAAAAGUAUUCUGGAGAUGAUCUUUUCAGCAUCACCCCCAGGUUCAGCUCAGUGUCGCACACUGAAGGGUGAGACGCCUCUCUUUCUAGCUGUAGUUCAUGGAUUUCGAGAGAAUGCCACGUUCAUGUUACAGAACAGUUGUAACCCAGACACCCAGAACGACGAGCAGGAUUCUCCAUUGGUAGCAGCUAUUCUGAAUGACCAGUAUGACCUGGCCACACUUUUGCUACGCUACAAUGCUACAGUCGACCAAACUGGACCACUGAACAGGACGUGUCUGCAUGAGUCUGCCUUUUUAGGUUUGGAGAACUUCGUACAUCUGCUGUUAGAGUCGGGCGCCAACCCAAACGCACUUGAUGUCAAAAAGAAAACUCCCCUGGCUUUGGCUGCGCAGAACGGACAUCUGAAUGUGGUAGAGGUUCUGUUACAAAAAGGAGCCCGUGUGCGGUCUGAAUCAGAGUCCAGUACUGUUUUAUUUGAUGCAGCUGCAUCAGGACACCCUGAUAUUAUCUCCUUGUUGCUGGACCACGGAGCAGAUCCAACCCUCCCUCUUUACAGUGGCCACCUUCCAAUUCACCGUGUGGCAUACCACGGACACAGACUGGCACUGGAAGUCCUCAUCCCAGUGACCACUAUGCAGGCUGUCAAGGAAAGUGGGAUGAGCCCUCUCCAUUCUGCAGCUGCUGGGGGGCAUGCUCAAUGUGUGGAGGUUCUGCUCAAAGCCGGCUAUGAUCCAAACUUCAUGCUGCACCCGAGGGUGCGGCGAGGUUACGAUGACGACCGCAGGUCUGCCCUCUUCUUUGCCGUUUCCAACAAUGACCUGCACUGCGCCCGCUUGCUGUUGGAGGCUGGAGCACUGGUGAACCAGGAUCCUAUCAACUGUCUACAGGUGGCGCUCAGGCAGGGCAACUACGAACUUAUCAACACCCUGCUGAGAUUCGGCGCAAACGUCAACUACUACUCCCGUGUCAACACCACCCACUUCCCCUCAGCGCUACAGUACGCCUUGAAAGACGAGGUCAUGCUGCGGAUGAUUCUGAACCACGGUUAUGAUGUUAAACGUUGCUUCGACUGUCCGUUUGGUGACAGUUCUCAUGACUGCGCUCCAUGGACAUCCUCAGUCAUCAAAGACAUGGUGUUCUGUGAGGUGAUAACAGUGUCAUGGCUGAAGCACUUAUGUGCUCAGGUGGUGCGCAUCAUGCUCGACUACACCGACCAUGUCUCCUUCUGUCCUAAACUUAAAGAGGCCUUACAGGAGCAGAAACAAUGGUCAGAAAUCUGUCAUAUUCAAAGAAACUCACGAAGCCUAAAGCACUUGUGUCGGCUGCGGAUAAGGGAACAUCUCAGUCAUCUGCGCUUGAGAGCUCCAGUUUUCAUCAACUACCUUCCACUUCCUCCCAGGUUGAAAGACUACCUGCGCUUCAAGGAGUUCGAUGUUUACAGCAGGGGGAGCAUGGUGAACCUCUGA
Molecule: messenger RNA, 1773 nt
Organism: Nematolebias whitei (Rio pearlfish)
Lineage: Eukaryota; Metazoa; Chordata; Actinopteri; Cyprinodontiformes; Rivulidae
Gene: asb14b
Product: ankyrin repeat and SOCS box containing 14b
Exons: 10
Coding region: 25-1773 (582 amino acids)
Biological process (GO): intracellular signal transduction
Cellular component (GO): cytoplasm
Molecular function (GO): protein binding
Source: RefSeq, a predicted model, not a curated record